This is a messenger RNA of Teleopsis dalmanni, 2602 nucleotides long. RefSeq names its product DC-STAMP domain-containing protein 2-like. The transcript is spliced from 12 exons. The record is from RefSeq and is a predicted model, not a curated record. NCBI's taxonomy places the organism in Eukaryota, Metazoa, Arthropoda, Insecta, Diptera, Diopsidae. Gene Ontology annotation, cellular component: membrane. Bases 34 to 2562 code for a protein of 842 amino acids.
UUCUACUAACAAAAAAGAAGAAAACCAAAAAAGAUGGUUAAAAAGGAUAAAAAUAAAAACAAAAAAGAGAAUACAACUACUAAAGAAGUGAAAAAAGAGGAAGUAAAUAAUGAAAAAGAACUGCAAGAAAAUGGAACUGAUAACAAUAAAGAAAACAAGUCUAAAGACAAUGAUGAAUUGAACAAAAUUGAUGAAAAUAAUGAUAAUAAUGUAAAGGAAGAAGGUAAGAAUAGUAAAGAUGAGAAGAAGAAAGCAAAACAAGACACAAAGCUUGAAAAAACUAAAAUUAAAAAUGAUAAUAAAGAAAAAGAUAAAAAUGAAAAGGAAGCGAAAAAAGUUAAAAAAAAGAAGCAUUCCAAACAGCAAAGUAUCGAUAACACGACUCAAAAAAAUGACAAAUUAAACGAAACUCAAAAAAGCAAUGAUGAAGAAAACGAAAAAAUUUAUACAAAAGCGGAACAAAAUAAAAGCGACGACAAUGAGAAAGAAGAAAAAGAGAAAGAGAGUAAUGCGAAGAAAAAAAAGAAAAAAACCAAUAAAUUAAUAAGAUACAUAAGAAGACUACCCAUGAAGCUGGUAAUAUCUAUUAUGAUUUGUGGCUACCUGGUAGGAGUGGCAAUUACAGUCCUUUUAUUUUUUCUAUCCGUUCAAAGUAAGACAAAUGAGAAAUUCAAAAAUAUGUGGAUAUUUUGCACGAUCGUUACUUUUAUAAUGCUUGUGCUCUGCUAUAGUCGGCAUGUUAGAUGCGUUGUAGUUUUAACUUUGCCAGUAAUAUUUAGUGCUAAGGGACGCUCUUUGGUUAUAGCUUUAGCAUUUAUUUUGGCUGCAACGGGCCCAAUAAGGAAUAUACUGAAAAACGUUGAAGUGUUGGCGGAUAGUUUAACAUGUGGUCAAAAUCAACUUAGAGAGGCUCUCACCAAUAUGCUAGAUAUUCUUAAGAGACCAUUGGUUGCUGUUAAGGAAGCUAUUCAAAAGGCUAUGGCUGAGGUGCGAAAAGUAAUGGAAAGAGUCAAAUUAGUUUUAGAACGAAUACAAUCAAUUUUAAUGCUACUUUUAGCGGGAAUCAAAAAUGCAUACAAUUGGCUCAAUAGUUUAGUAAGCGUGUGCAAUAAGGAGUUUGGUACACCUUUUGAUCGUUGUAUAAAAAUAGCCGAUGAUGCAAUGGCAGAUUGCAGAGACAAACUAGGUGUAUUAGACACUCUCUGCAAUUUCACAGAAUUAUUUCGCAUGCUUUGCUAUACAGUAAAGGUCAUCGAUGUUAUUUGCGUAUUCGUGGACUUCUUCAGUGAUCAAAUCAUCAAUUCCAUUUUAGAACGAUUAAAGCAAUUUUCAGAGGAAAUAAAGAAUAUGUUCGAUGUUUCGAUAACUUUUGAGCACGAUUUCUACUUUAAAACGGAAUCAUCGAAUGAUUUAAAAACUGUAAGCAAAAGAGUUGUCAAAGAAAUUCGUAGUCGCAUGAAUCCAAUAUUUUUAGCAAUGGGAUUUUUAGAUAUUAUUGGAAUCAUUUUAUUUUUUUUUAUUUUCAUCAAAGCAAUUUACUUUAGAUAUAAAUAUUUGAAUAAUGUUCGCUACAAAAAUGUUUAUAUAACUAAAGAUUUCAUUGAAAUCGAUGAGAAACGUAAGGAACAGAAGAGUAAGGAUCGAGCGCUGCCACUUGAUGUUCUUGAAAUGCCCAUCUAUGUUAAGAUUUUCAAUUUUCAAUUGACAGCUAACGAAAUUUUGAAUAUAUCUCAUUCCAUCGUAUUUCUAUUCAUCACAACUAUGCAACUAACUAUCAUUUGCGCCACUGACUAUUCCUUUUAUUGGUGCUUGGACCUCAUCGCUUAUUAUGGCGACAUAGAAGCUGAUUUGGAAGUGCCACCAUACAUAACUGUUGAUGUGAAGGGUGGUGGAGUAGCAGGUGACAUGUAUGGUGGAAUUGUACAUGCUUUCGAACCUAAUACACAAAACUAUACCAUUGAUUCUACAAGCUGCCUACCAAGGGCUAAAAUACCAAAUUUUAGACGUUAUCAACUAAUUGGUUUGCUCUGUGUGAUGGCCUGGAUUAUGCUAUUUACGCAACCCUAUGGUUUACGUUUACGACAUCUUGUAAUGCGUUACUAUUACCCGGAGGUAUCUCAACGUCGUGCUUUAUGGCUAUAUAAUCAUAUUUUACUUAAAAGAGAAACUAUUUUUAAAUUGGCAAGAAGAAAGGUGCGGACAAAAUUGCUCAACGAUAAAGUUUCUGAUAAUUUUACUUUUAUGGAUUGGUUAAGAGUGAAAGCAGAAAGUUACAUAUGUUGCAGUCUCUUAGUACGACUCUUAUGUGGAAAAAGAAAAGUUGAUCUGUGUUUAAUAUGUGCAAAAACUUUGCAAGGCUCUGACAAAGUGAAAUGUCCUAAAUUUCAAUGUCCUGGGCUUUACUGUAAGAAAUGUUAUACAAGCUCCAAUAGUUCUUGUUGCAUAUGUCAAAGUCCCUUCGAGUGUGGAGAUCAAAGCGAUUUAUCCCAAGAAGUAGACUCAUCCGAACUUGAUGAAGUACAUGUACCUGAAAGUGACCCAAUUUGCAAAAUCAAUCAUUAAAUGAAAAGAAUAUAUAUAUUCGGUUAUAAUAAAUCGUUUU